Messenger RNA from Suillus bovinus, 4093 nucleotides. Its product is annotated as ER-golgi trafficking TRAPP I complex 85 kDa subunit-domain-containing protein. The record is from RefSeq and is a predicted model, not a curated record. The coding region runs from base 83 to 4093 and encodes 1336 amino acids. Gene Ontology annotation, cellular component: cytoplasmic vesicle; TRAPPIII protein complex; phagophore assembly site. NCBI's taxonomy places the organism in Eukaryota, Fungi, Basidiomycota, Agaricomycetes, Boletales, Suillaceae. Gene Ontology annotation, biological process: endoplasmic reticulum to Golgi vesicle-mediated transport; protein localization to phagophore assembly site. The transcript is spliced from 17 exons.
CUUUGCAUCUUGAGGAGAGGGUCAGGCCCUCAGGUACUAGCUAGCUACGCAUCUUGAAGAGCAACGUGCACGAGCAACUUUCAUGGCUAGGGUGCUGCCUUCAUCGCUGACCCCGCACAUAUGCAUCCUUCCUUCUCAAGACCUUGAAGAACUCCUUCAGUCUUCUGCCCUACCUUCCCUGCAUCAUAUAUUGCAGUCCUUUUCACCAUUACCACAAGUCACAACUCGCACCACGGCUUUGACCACUGUGCCCCACACAUCAUUCGCGCUUCGCUUUUCUGACUUGACAGAAAUCGAGGCCGCUUGUCGCGAGGAUGAGGAACAACGCGCCACACGGACUAUUGACUGGAUCGGUGACCGUAUCAGUAAACGCUGCGCCAAAUGGGUAGAUGAUUUUGAAAAGAUGAAUGAUCGAGAUGUUGCAAGAACACCUUGGUGGGAUGAAUUGAGACGUUGUGCCGAAGGAGAUCACAUCCCGGCUAGAGAUGAGGGGUGGAAUCAUCCAAUGUCAAUAAUAUUAGCAGUCUCUACUACGGCCCCAAACCCGUUGCAAGCAAUAACGGCUUUACAUUCCCGAACAUUAGAUUUUCCAUCAUGGGUAGACGUCACACAUCUCAUUUACACCCUUAUAAUUCAUCCCAAGAACUCUCCGCUCUCUGACGAAGAAGCAGGUGCACUCUUCAAUGCUGUCAAGAAACAAUAUGGUCUACACACUUACCUUCUUUCUCUUGAGCUUCCAUCCCCUCCGCCACACCCCGUAUCUAUUCCAGCACUUGUUCCUCGAUUACCCCCUCCUACUAUCUCCAACGGUUCUGCCGAUACCGUACGCCCUGACCUAAAGGCCACACAGACGGCCCCAUUGAAUAUUCUCAGAAUGUCUGAACAAGACAUUCAACAAACAGCAAGAUUUGCACGAGAAUUCGUUACAAUGAACUUAGUUCCAUGGAUGGAGAAAUGUGUAGUAGAAUGGAACGAGACAUAUUCCUCAAGUCGAAGACUACCGUCACGCUUGUUUUCAUCAACGCGUCGGCUUUUCGGAACCUCAUCUACAACCCCAGUACACUCUUCCACACCUUCUCUGCCUGCACGCUCGAAUACAUACACAGCGCCUCAGUCCUCAGUAUCUGGUUCCACCAUCCCUCCACCGUCUCAGCAACGACGCUUAGCUGAGUUUGCAACAAUCCUUGGUGACUCCAAAUUAGCAGUUGCUGUUUGGGAAUCAUUACGGAAGGAAGGGAAAGGGGGCUCCGAUAUCCUCCCUUUGCUCAUUGCUCCCUCGCCAGCUGUGCAGCUCCACGUCUCUCAUGCUUUGAAUACUAUUCACCCCAAAAGCGCUGACCUUCAUUCACACGCACAAUUACGCGCCUUGCUAUACGCUGUGCGAUGGGAAUCGACACUCACCAUUGGUGACUUCCUAAGUGACACCCUAGAGGGCGAGCGAUGGCUUGUCUGGGCUGCGGGCAACGCAGAAGAACCGCCAGCAGCCCUCUUAUUAGCUCACGCUGCACUCCUCAGCGUUCGGAAGAAUGCAAGACGGCGAGCGGCGCUGUGGUAUUUUUUUGCUGCAAAUCGCCUAGAGAAAUGUGGUAUUAAACCGCUAACCAUGUAUUUCCUUCGGAGAGCCCGUGAAUUGUCAAUCUCCCGACCGGACAAACUUUUGUCGCCAUCAUUCUGGAUGUCCGAAAACAAACAACCAUCAGAUUCAGAAGGCUUUGAUGCUGUCAUGUCUGGUAUUGAGCAUCCACUUGGAAGAUUACUGUAUACCACUGGGGACGUAUCAGGCGCUGUGCGGCACUUUUUGGGUCUCUUGCGGUGGUCUUCAGCAUCGUCCUCUCCACUCGCUCAGCUCUCCAGCCAUACUGUGGACAUUACGAAGGAUCCUAGCAACUCGGACAAAGUGUUUCUUGAAGACUUCCAGGUUGCUAUUUCACACUUGAAGUCGGUAUCCGGGGAGCAAGCACGCCUUGCGGAUAUCAAGCUGCCGCUUCGCUUCGUUGUCUCUUCCCAGGCCUGUAUUCGCUUAGCUCGAGACUCUGUCGAGGGCGAACAGUCCGAGUGGGAGACUCGGGAAGAGAUUUGGUCAUCCUUUUGGAAGCAUCGAGGCAAGGAGAAACUUGAACGAAGCGGAAAUGCUGCCGUGGGAGAGGCAUUUUGGGUUGAUAUUACGCUGCACAAUCCCCUCGAUACGGAAGUCACAUUGGCCAAUCCAACGGUAAUCGUCGAAUCGUCUUCUGGAGAUGCUGCCUGGAUUCGAGAUAACAUCACAAUCGAGACCGCCAAGGACGUUAUCCUCUAUGCCAACGAAUCGCGCACAAUUUCCAUUGCCAUUAAGGCUUCCAAACCAGCAUCACUGGUUAUUGCAGGUGUCGCUUACGACUUCCUAGGUCUCCUUCCAACGGUGGAAUCGUUAGCACGCCGCGGUCGCAGGCUGCAGGAUACACCUCAGCAGAGACAGACAAUCACUUACGCCUCUGACGAAUUCUUGAAGCUCCACGUAGAAGAGGCUAGCCAAGAGCUCGCGGUGGCGUUUGUGGACGAUGGACAGCUUGUGCUUGCUGAAGGGGAGUGUAAGCGAAUGAAGCUGUGGAUGUCGAAUGCUGGUUCGAGGGAUAUUGGGGAGGUGUGGGUUGUACCUGGUCCUGAAGAUCAGAUCUGGAUCCAGCCUUUGAAUAGUGGGGAAGGUUUGGCUACGGGCAUGGCGUGGAAAACGUGGCAGUCCGAUAAUAAGAUUAUUCCACCGAGACCAUACAGUAUACCCCUCACAGAGAAGCUCGUGGCGGCUGGAAGCACCGAAGUCACAAUUGUGUUACAUGCAGGUCGCAAGCGGAAACAGGACCUGUCGUUCCUUUUCAUUUAUCGCGAAGCACAAGGCAGCCCGUUCCAUUGCACGCGUGUCACGAGGAGUUAUGAGGUCGUCGCGUGCCUCCAGAUCUCUACGGCCUCGCACCCAAGUUACUCGUCAGAUCAUUCGUUCUCGUUAAGCCUGGACCUGACCAAUAUCUUAUCUUCGAGUAGCGUGGAGAUCAAUCAAGUGACAACGAUCAGUGCUAACUGGUCAUGUUCUCCCCUCGCUGAACUCUGCUCUGAGCCUUUGUGUCCGUCUCAGACAGCGCGUGUAUUAUUUAGCGCCACCUCCACAGGUGAUUGUACGAGUGUAAAUGCAGUCUCAGCAUUCGUCUCGAGGAAAAUAAGCAACGUGCUGCAUGGUCAAGCUAUCGCGCCUGACGAUCCGCCACAGCUAGAGCUCCUCUGCGGACAUGUCUCCCAGGUACAGGUCUUCCACUCUCUUCCCAAAUCAUCACUCAUCCCCGCCCCUUCGCAGUCAUUUGCCUACGAACCAUUUGUCGCCCACUUCAUCAUGGACGCACGGCGAGUAGCCGUCUCUCGCUCGCUCGCUCAUUCACACCCCCGAAUACCCACAUCAUCCCUCCCCAGCAUCUUCCCACUGUACAACCCUCUCUCUGUAGAUUUCGUCAUCUUCUGGAAGAUCCCUUCUGAGCAGCGUUCCGGCCAUAUCCUUGUUUCUGAAAUUACUCUAGGUGCAAGUCAUGCUAUGCUUCGAGAAGUGCUCGAGGGUGUGGAGAGCGCCAAAGUCAAGCGGAGUAUGUAUGCUGAGACGCAACGGGAGAAAGUGGAGAUGCUGCAAGCUAUCCGGGAUAGCGAGUGGAACGCUGAGAUGAACCCGAUUGUUGUGAUUGUGGAGGAUGGUUUAGUGAUAGAGCAUGAUUUCAGCCAGGGGGUUUGCAUGGCUCCUGUGAAGUUUACGAUUCGUAACCAUUCCUUGUCCCAUCCGUCGCGCUUUGUCCUUAGACUUGACCAUAGUCAACAAUCGUCGUCACAUCACUUCCAUGCAUCAUAUUGUGGUCGAACGACCUUCAGGGGGCUUCUGGAGCCAUCACAGACAACAUCUGUCCUCGCCCAGUUGUGCGCUACCCGCCCAGGAACGUACGCAUUGUCAGACUGGCGAUUGGAGACUGAGGUAGGCGAACCUGACACGGAGGGUGGGCCAUGGCAAGUAAGGCACUGUUACGAGCAGAGGGCGGCUACGGACAGCUCGUCAUCAAUUGUUAUAUCCGAUCUCUCGCAACCAUAA